AUGUCUUUGCAUUGGACUCGAUCACUGGUUGGUCGAUCCGUGACCUCUAAUAUUUAUCGCCAACAACAAAAACAAUCCUUAAAGCCAAAUCCUUUGACUUGGUCUGUCACCACCAACAACCCACUUUCUCCAUUCUCUGAAUGUGUUUCUAUUCGACAACAAUCAAGACGCUAUGCAACAACAACACCUUCAGCAGGUAACAAUAAGAAGAAGAAUCCUUACUCUGAUACUAUUCUUUUACCCAACACUGGAUUUGCCCUACGAGCUGAUGCCGCCAAAAGGGAACACUUGUUUCGUGAUCGCUGUACCAAAGAUCUAUAUCCAUGGCAGUUGAAAAACAAUCCUGAAGAGUUGUUCAUUCUUCACGACGGCCCUCCUUACGCAAAUGGAAGCGUUCAUUCAGGACAUGCUAUGAAUAAAAUUCUGAAAGAUAUUAUCAAUCGAUACCAUGUACUGAAAGGUCGAAAAGUCUGGUACCGCCCUGGUUGGGAUUGUCAUGGUCUUCCGAUUGAAAUGAAAGCUCUAGAACAACUUCGUAGUAAAGGAACUAUUGCUAUGCUCUCACCUAUUCAAAUCCGAGAUUUGGCCAAAAAGAAAGCACUCAAGGAACUCGAUAUACAACGCAACGCAUUCAAAAGCUGGGGGAUUAUGGGUGAUUGGGAUAAUCCUUAUAGAACACUCGACAAGGAUUAUGAACUUCGACAAUUGGAUGUAUUCAAUGAAAUGGUGAAAAAAGGAUACAUUUAUCGUCAGCUCAAACCGGUCUAUUGGUCACCUUCAUCAAAAUCAGCAUUGGCCGAAUCAGAACUUGAAUAUAACGAUGCCCACAAAUCAAGAUCUAUUCACGUUCGUUUUCCUAUGGUGAAUUUAGCUCCUUCUUUGCAAGAAAAAUGGAAAAAUCAUUUGAAUCAAUUAUAUGCUGUUAUCUGGACGACCACUCCUUGGACCAUCCCAUCGAAUAAGGCUGUAGCUGUACAUCCUGAUUUGGAAUACUCUUUGGUACGUUUGACAAAUGGGGAUGAUUGUUAUCUCAUUGGAAGUGAUCGUGUGGAUGCCUUUGCUUCUGAAUUGGAUCAAACUGUGCAUGUGCUUGACAAGGUCCCAGGAUCGACUUUAAUUGGAUCGUCUUAUCAACACCCUCUUUGGAAGGACGAUCGACUUAUUAUAGGUGGAAAUCACGUUACUUCCGAUUCUGGUACUGGAUUGGUGCAUACUGCUCCUGGUCAUGGUAUGGAAGAUUAUGAAGUAUGUUCAAAAAUUGGCAUUUCUCCAUUUAUUGGCGAUGAUGGAAAAUUCACAAAAGAAGUAGCAAGCUUAGGAUUGGAAGGAAAAAUGGCAUUCAACGAAGGAACGGCAACUGUGAUAGACUUAUUGGCGAAGGAAUCUGCAUUGAUGUUGGAAAAAGAUUAUAUUCACAAGUAUCCUUAUGAUUGGAGAACAAAACAACCAGUCAUGUUACGUGCCACAGCUCAAUGGUUUGCUAAUGUGGAGCAACUUCAAAUCAAGGCUGUAGAAGCAUUGAAGAACACUCGUAUGAUCCCUGAAGUGUCUCUACGAAGAUUAGAACAGUUCACUCUUUCAAGAAAGGAAUGGUGCAUAUCAAGACAACGAUCGUGGGGUGUACCUAUUCCUGCACUGUAUAACUCGGAAACUGGUGAAGCUUUAUUGACACAAGAAUCUGUACAACAUAUCAUUGACAUUUUCGACAAGAAUGGAUCUACUGAUAUCUGGUGGGAAGCUGAGGAUGAUGAUCUCUUUAUAGCACCAAAAUACAAGGAUGAUGGUAACACUUAUAUUCGUGGAUAUGAUACAAUGGACGUAUGGUUUGAUAGUGGUACUUCGUGGACAAUGAUCAAAGAAUACACUGAAAGAGAUCCAAAAGAUGAAACACCAUUAGCUGAUGUAUGCUUGGAAGGAAGUGAUCAACAUCGUGGAUGGUUUCAAUCUUCUCUAUUGACAUCAAUUGCAUUAACUGGAAAGGCACCUUAUGGUACAUUGAUUACCCAUGGAUUUGCUUUGGAUGAACAAGGACGAAAAAUGUCGAAGAGUAUCGGAAACACAGUGGAACCAGGUUUGAUUACUGAUGGAGGGAAAGAUAAAAAGAAAAACCCGGCCUAUGGUAGUGAUGUUUUACGUAUGUGGGUUGCCAAUUGUGAAUAUUCAAGAGAUGUCUCCAUUGGUCCUACUAUUAUUGCACAAAUGUCUGAAAUUAUGCGCAAAAUUCGAACUACUGCAAGAUUUAUGUUGGGCAAUCUACAUGAUUUCACUUAUAAGGACAAAAUCAAGUAUGAAGAUCUGAAAGAGAUUGACAAAUACAUGCUUCAUGAAUUGUAUCAAUUCAAUCUAGAUGUGAGAGCUGCCUUUGAUGAUUUUGCUUUCAAUAGAGCUAUGCAGCAUGUCCAAAACUUCACUACAAAUCAAUUAUCAGCUUUUUAUUUUGAUGUGAUCAAAGAUCGAGUUUAUAAUGAUAGACAAGAUGCAAUAACACGACGAAUGGCUCAAACAGUUUUAUAUGAGAUUCUCAAUACUUACACCCUUGCCUUAUCACCCGUUGUGUGUCAUACAGCCGAAGAAAUUUAUGAACAUUAUCGCUCCAAAACACCAACCCCUGAAUCAUCUAUUUUCAAAAUCGACCAGUGGCAUCCAAAUCAAUUACAACUCUAUUCCGAAUGGAACAAUCCAGAACUGAACACCAAAUGGAUUCUAUUGAAAGAACUUAAAGGACAAGUGAAUCAAGUGUUAGAACAAGCAAGACAAGAAAAGUAA
Halteromyces radiatus is the source of this 2766-nucleotide messenger RNA. Its product is annotated as tRNA synthetases class I-domain-containing protein. The transcript has 18 exons. The coding region runs from base 1 to 2766 and encodes 921 amino acids. NCBI's taxonomy places the organism in Eukaryota, Fungi, Mucoromycota, Mucoromycetes, Mucorales, Cunninghamellaceae. Gene Ontology annotation, cellular component: cytosol. The record is from RefSeq and is a predicted model, not a curated record. Gene Ontology annotation, molecular function: isoleucine-tRNA ligase activity; ATP binding; aminoacyl-tRNA deacylase activity. Gene Ontology annotation, biological process: isoleucyl-tRNA aminoacylation.